Messenger RNA from Gadus chalcogrammus (walleye pollock), 554 nucleotides. Its product is annotated as testis-expressed protein 49-like. The record is from RefSeq and is a predicted model, not a curated record. The transcript is spliced from 4 exons. The coding region runs from base 20 to 451 and encodes 143 amino acids. NCBI's taxonomy places the organism in Eukaryota, Metazoa, Chordata, Actinopteri, Gadiformes, Gadidae.
AUAAGGAAACCUGUACAGGAUGGCUUUCUUUGGGAUAACAAACCUGGGGUAUCAAAAUCCCAUAGGGGAUCAAAUGAUAACCCCCAGAGGAGCGCCGUGCACACAAGUGGCAGGACUAAUCCCCAACAUGGGGGCUCACGGCUGGCCUCACCUCACCCCAGGUGCACUGACACCCAGCAUUUCUCCCACAGCAGGGACACCAACCUUGGAAGGCAGGAACAGUACAGAGAGAUGGUCAAACGGAUUCAGAUACCGACAUGUGAGUUCAGGGAACCCCAAUCAGCUGUACCGCGUGCCUCUGACGGACAACCAGCGAUACGGCUGGUCGGUAACCAAGACUGAGGGCCCUGAACCCUGGACCCAAAUGAAACGUUUUCCCCGUCAGAACAGUGAAAUGACCAAUUUUGUCAAAGCCAUGAUGCUGACGGACCCCGACUUCAGUCUGUUUUGAGGCUUGUCCUGAACCAUACGAGCAUUGUCUGCAAUGCCAUUCUCUUAGAUCAAAUAGGGCUCUCUCUGCAUAUAAAGGUGAAGGUUUGAAAACGUUCAGGUUC